Messenger RNA from Lathyrus oleraceus (garden pea), 1061 nucleotides. RefSeq names its product protein REGULATOR OF FATTY ACID COMPOSITION 3, chloroplastic. Gene Ontology annotation, molecular function: small ribosomal subunit rRNA binding; structural constituent of ribosome. Gene Ontology annotation, cellular component: ribosome; small ribosomal subunit. The transcript is spliced from 5 exons. The record is from RefSeq and is a predicted model, not a curated record. Lineage: Eukaryota; Viridiplantae; Streptophyta; Magnoliopsida; Fabales; Fabaceae. The coding region runs from base 61 to 936 and encodes 291 amino acids. Gene Ontology annotation, biological process: translation.
UAUACAUAUGAAAGAGUAGUUCACUUAUCAGUUUACUUUUUCUCUCUCGUGUUGUUCGCUAUGGAGGCACUGUUCCAGGGUUCUUAUCUCUUAACUAAACCUCCAAAAACCGCAACCAUGCCAAAUUCUCUUAGAUUCAACUUCACAUCUCGUUCCACCAAUUACUUUUCUUCUUCAUUUUCAUCUUCACCGCACUUUUCUCUUCUCAAUAAACCCAGAUCAUUAUCACUGGUUACCAAUGCCACUAACAAAGAUAAGAAACAAGAUAGCCAUAGCUUCGUACCCAAAUUAGAUGAAGUCACUGGGUUCUUCCCUGAAUCUGUUCUUCUCAAAAAGAAGGAAGUUGAGGAAGAUGGUAAAUUUCUUCCGGAGUUUGAAGAUGAGGAUGAAAGAAAACUAUACGAAUCGUUGGCUCUUGAAGUGGAAACUGAUAUGGAUGUUGAAUUAUUGCGCCACUACGAGAUUGUUUACUUAAUUCACGAGAAGCAUGAAGAAGAGGUUGCAUCUGUCAAUGAGAAAGUUCAAGAAUUUUUGAGGGAGAAGAAAGGAAGGGUGUGGAGAUUUAGCGAUUGGGGUAUGAGAAGUCUGUCUUACAAAAUACAGAAAGCUAAUAAUGCACACUACAUUUUGAUGAACUUCGAGUUGGAUGCGAAAUAUAUCAACGAUUUCAAGAAUUUGUUGGACAAAGAUGAAAGAGUCAUUCGACAUGUUCUGGUAAAGAAGGAUGAAGCAAUCACUGAAGAUUGCCCUCCUCCUCCCGAGUAUAGCACACUUGGUGGUGAAGACGGAGAAGAUGAUGAUGAAGACGAAGAAGAUGAUGACUGGGAUGAUGAAGACGAAGAGGAAGAUGACUAUGAUGAUGAUGACGGAGUAAUCAUCAUAGACGAUGAUGAUGUGGGAAUGAUCGAGAGCCAAAUAUUAAUUAAUGAGAAUUGAGAAUGUAGUUAGGCAGGUAGAUUAUUUUCUUUUGCCUUGAAUUUUUUGUUCCAUUGUUUUUGUAGGAAUAUAAAGCACUUUUGAACGUUAUGACUCUAUGUGAAUGAAGAUCAUAAUUAUUAUCA